Molecule: messenger RNA, 291 nt
Organism: Arabis nemorensis
Lineage: Eukaryota; Viridiplantae; Streptophyta; Magnoliopsida; Brassicales; Brassicaceae
Source: the annotation of a GenBank genome assembly
AUGGAUAAUUCUCCGAUCCCCAACAACGAGAACCCUAAUUCCGUCAUCUUCAAGCAUAGCCACGCCGAUUUGAUUAUAUCGUUGCUUCUCUCGUUACCGGCGAAAUCAAGACCGAUUAGCUCGAAAGAACAUAUAAAAUCUUUGGCUGAUCGCUUUAUGAAAGCUGGAGCAGAGGAUAUGUGGAACGAAGACGAUGGUCCGGUUAAGAAACCGGUUUACUGGUCAGGUUCGAAUUCGAUUGAUUCUUGUUCUUCUAAUUUUGCUGGUAAGAAGGAGAAAGUGAAGAGAUAA